UCCAGCAUCAUCGCGUGUGCAGAAGAGCGACAUUCGUGAUUGCUCUCUCUCCUUCGCAACGUGCUACAGCUUUGCAUCCCAUCGCGAGUCGAAUGGACCGCAGUCAGCUCUUCACACCGUACAAGAGCUUCCGAGAGACCAGCGCAUGGAAGCUGUGCAAAUAAGCGCUCGUACGCUCAUCUCUCCACUCCAAACCCGUUCAGACUUUGCCCCUCUCAUCCGCGGCCCCAGCUGGGACCAGAAGCCGAUAUGAGCAGCACAGCGAUGGAGACGCCGCUAGCUUCGGCCUUAGAGCUGGUCAAUUCGGCGAUCAGAUCUCUGCGCGAAGCGCAACAAGCCUCUCAGCCCGAUGCAGAGAAGAUCAACGCAGCGCAGCGCGCCCUCGAACUAGCAUCGAACCUCUUGUCGCGCUUGGAUCCUUAUUUGGACGAAUGUUCCAGCAAAGGUCCGCCGGCAUUACGAGAUCUGAUCGACGAGACGGACAAGCAUGACUGGAAAGGAGCGUAUGAGAGAAAGGAGGUCAGCUUUAGGGUGCAUCCCGGAUGGAGCGCUGGUGGGUACGAGGGAUCUUUUAUUGCCAUGGUUGCCAGAUCCAUCAAGGCUAGACGCGUCCUCGAAGUGGGCAUGUUCACAGGCACAACGACUCUGUGCGUGGCCGAUGCGCUGCCGGAGGAUGGCAAGAUUGUAGCUCUGGAGAUGGAUGCCUACUUUAAACAGCUUUCGGAGCCCUUCUUUGCCAGAGCUGGAGUCAGCGAAAGGGUGGAUGUGCGGAUAGGCGCAGCGGUGGACCAAAUCAAGGGCAUGGUGCGGGACAAUGAGCAGCCUUUUGAUCUCAUCUUUAUCGAUGCGGACAAGACGGGAUAUCACGACUACUACGAGACCAUCAUCGGAUCUGGUCUGCUGGCAAAGGGUGGCGUGUUGCUGGUCGACAAUACACUCUACAAGGGCCUGCCAUUCACCCCGGACCUCGACAAGGCCAGUCCGGAGCUUUUAGGCCGCUUGCAAAUCAAUCAAGAGUAUGGCACCGCGCUCAGGAAGUUCAAUCAGCAUGUAGCGCAGGAUCAGAGGGUCGAGGCUUCCAUCCUGCCCAUCCGAGAUGGUGUCACGUGGAUCGUCCAGCGGCAGGAAGAGUGACGCAUGGAAAGACUGACUUGCUAAAUCGAUGGUCCACCCAACAUUCACUGCGAAAAAAGGCAUGUGAUUGGCUGCAACUUCAUUUGAGAAAUCCAGUGUCUUUCCAAGCGGAGACCAUCCUGGCGCAGUGAUCUCUGUCGACAACUGGCGCCCUUCGCAAUGCAUCCGAGAGCGCUUCUGCUCGCGUCGUCUCCACGGUGCUGUCCGAGCCUGCGGCCGGAAGCUGAGAGGGAACAAGGG
Messenger RNA from Ceraceosorus guamensis, 1374 nucleotides. RefSeq lists its product as hypothetical. Lineage: Eukaryota; Fungi; Basidiomycota; Exobasidiomycetes; Ceraceosorales; Ceraceosoraceae. The record is from RefSeq and is a predicted model, not a curated record. The transcript is spliced from 4 exons. The coding region runs from base 250 to 1134 and encodes 294 amino acids. Gene Ontology annotation, molecular function: O-methyltransferase activity; S-adenosylmethionine-dependent methyltransferase activity.